AUGCGCAUCACAGCCAUCAUUCCCUUUCUGGCGCUAGCCUCCCACCCACUCACAGCAUGUGCUCACCGUCUAACAGGUAAAUUUGUGCUGGGAGCUGGACCAAUACGUCGCGAUACCGGUAAUCAGUACUGCUGUGUCGGUGUCGAUGGCCCUGGCACCGCCGCCUACAAAUACGUGGAGCAGUACAAAGACCCGAGUCCUGCCGUUGGGACCAAUUGCCGCAGCCCCAAGAGUGGGCUAUGCGAUGACGGUGCACCCAACCUUGUCUCCUGCACGGACAGCUUUGGCGUAUGA
Messenger RNA from Aspergillus brunneoviolaceus CBS 621.78, 294 nucleotides. RefSeq lists its product as uncharacterized. The record is from RefSeq and is a predicted model, not a curated record. The transcript has 2 exons. The coding region runs from base 1 to 294 and encodes 97 amino acids. NCBI's taxonomy places the organism in Eukaryota, Fungi, Ascomycota, Eurotiomycetes, Eurotiales, Aspergillaceae.